Messenger RNA from Blepharisma stoltei, 1906 nucleotides. NCBI's taxonomy places the organism in Eukaryota, Ciliophora, Heterotrichea, Heterotrichida, Blepharismidae. The record is from the annotation of a GenBank genome assembly.
AUGAUAGAUAAUAAUCAGAGCACUAUUGAGCUUUCAAUAGAAGAUUCCAUUAUAGAAAUAAAUAACAACAACUACGAAGAAACCAAAACCCAUGACCUCCAAAUGCUAUCUUCCCAAAUAUUCCGAAAUGACCCCAAAGAUAUUUCUCUCUAUGACUCCGAAAAAGAAAUCCCUAUCACUAUAAGAUCUGAUUGAUUUUCGAAUUUCAGCACAAAUGUAAGGUACCAAAUAAGCGAAGUCCCAAUCAUGCCUAUAUUCGGGUACGAAAAGGUCGAUUUUUCUAUAGGCUCGUCCCCUGUAAUUAUGCUUGCAAAAAAAUAUCAAAUAAAAGAUGAAUUACCAGAAAACGUCCAAUAUAAAUUUUCCCAGGAUUUCAGGAAACUUAUAUGGGUGACGUAUAGGUAUGGGUAUAAGCCAUUAGAAAGAAUUGAAGGGGAAAAUAUAAUUGCUUAUUCCUCUGAUACUGGCUGAGGGUGCACGGUAAGGGUUGGACAAAUGCUGCUUAUGAGGACUCUUCAGCUGCAUUUUUAUACAGAAAGUUAUGAGUGUUAUCAAUUAUUACAGCUAAUUCAAGAAAAUUUAUUGGAUGCCCCAUAUUCGAUACAACAAAUUGCAGCAGUAGGAACUGAGCUAGGAAAAAAGCCAGGCGACUGGUAUUCGCCUUCUACAAUGUGCCAUCAAUUUGCUUAUUAUAAGAAGCACGCUGUGGUUCUUGAAGGACUAUCUCCGCCCCGGAAUGCCCUCUUCGUCUUCUCGCCAGUCAAUCACGAGGAAACUCCUGCCCAGCAAUGGCCUGCACUCCCACCUUAGUUGGAUGAGCCGCGUCGCCGUGCUGUACAUCAAAAAAAGGUUGCCCAUGAAAAUUCAAAAUUGCUGAAUUUUUAGGUCGAUUCUCUACAAAAAAAGGAAAUCCGAAGCUCAGGGCAUAACUUCUGGUUUCACGCUGGAGAGCAGUCCUGAUUGGUCAGAAUGAACACCACUGGCUCUGCUUGGAGACCCCUUUCUAAUUUUCAGACUCAUUCCCUUUGAGGCAAAAACGUGGAUUUGGAGUAUGACUUGUGGCCAGUUAAUCCGACAUUGUGCUUCACUAAAUCAGAGAAAACCUUACCAGAUAAACACUCCCUUCCUCAAGGUCCCUGCUCACUUUUCGGUAUGCCAGCUACAGGAUUUAAGAGGAUGCUGCUUAAUACCGCCAUUUUAAUGCAUAUAUACAAUAUGCCACGCAAUAGACAAACUUUUGACCUUGCACCCAAUUCCUAAGCUGAAAUCCAAAAUUUUUAUGGAAACAAUCAUAUAUAAAGACCAGCUUUAUAGCGUUGCAGGCGACGUCGAUAUUGAUGAUUUUUUAUCUAAUUGUGUUUUAUGCAAAAAAUCUGAAGGUUAUUAUUGUGAAAAAUGCAGAGAAAAACUCAACUCAAUAGAAUGGAACAAAUCAAUGCUGGUCAUGAUCCCACUAAUGCUUGGACUGGGCUCAAUCCAUCAAGAAUACUAUGAAACCUUAAAAUUUUUUUUAAAUAUCCCACAAACUGUAGGGAUAAUUGGAGGAAAACCCAAAUCUGCGCUUUAUAUUGUAGGCUAUCAGAAUGAUUCUUUGUUAUUUUUAGACCCACAUUUGGCUCAGCAAGCUUGUACAAGUGACCAAGACCUUUUAAAUAAAAUUGAGACCUACCAUUGUUCUUCUUAUAAAUUAAUCCCUAUGAGUUCAGCUGAGUCUUCUAUAUCGCUUGGGUAUUAUUUUAGAAAUAAAGAGUCAUUUUUAGAGUUUGAGAGGAUUAUAAGUGAGAAUAGAGAUGCAAUAAAAGGGCUUAUAGGGGUGCAAGAGUUUACGCCGCAGUAUUGUACAGAAGAUUUUGAAGUUCCUGAUAUAAAAACUAGUGAUAGUGAUGAGGAGUAUGUCGUUCUUUAG